This is a messenger RNA of Saccharomyces kudriavzevii IFO 1802, 1653 nucleotides long. It is a transcript of the gene FET4, whose product is annotated as Fet4p. The transcript has a single exon. The record is from RefSeq and is a predicted model, not a curated record. Gene Ontology annotation, biological process: transmembrane transport. Bases 1 to 1653 code for a protein of 550 amino acids. NCBI's taxonomy places the organism in Eukaryota, Fungi, Ascomycota, Saccharomycetes, Saccharomycetales, Saccharomycetaceae.
AUGGGAAGGAUUGCAAAGUUUCUUGGGAAUCCAGGUGCUAGACCUGAUGUUCACCACCGAGCACCCCUGAUUGAUUGUAACCAAUUUGAGGAAUUUGGUGAUUCGAAGGACGAUAAGAACAAUGACAUGGUCAAAGUUAUUAGCAAUAGUGAUGAGAGUACAGAUGACGAACUAUGUAAUGUAGAUCUAUCCGCAAGUGGUGCGAUCUACACUAGUAAAGGUUUCACCGGGCUAAGUAAAGGUUUCACAGAUAAAUCCCUGGACUUUUUAGUGCGAGUGGGUGGUUCACAAGUUGUAUUUUUCAUAGUCUGGGUUAUCGUUAUCAUUUGGAUAGUAAUUGGUAUUGUUUACAACGCGCCUUUCAAUUGGCAAGUCGUUAUGCAGGACGGUCAGUCUAUUCAAAGUUACGUCUGGGAUACCUUAUUAAUGAGACAACAGCUAAUGAGUACACACGAGCAAAUAUUGGUUUGUGGUAGAUUGAGGUCAAGAUUAGGUUCCUUCAAGAACUAUUUAACUAGAAGUUCUCCAAAAGAAGGAAAGAAAGAAGAUUGCACAGUUGAGACCAAUGAGAUUAACUCUGUUGGAGAGCACAUAGACCCAGCUGUAGUUAGUGGAGAAUUGCCGGUGGAAAAUUGGUAUGAUCGUCUAUCUAAUCUAGCAAGUGAGUGUAUGGGUUCGAUCACGGCAAUGGUGAUCUUUUGGAUAGGUAUUUUCGUUUGGAUUGGUUGCGGUGCAAUUCCAAAGAACGCCGGUAACACUCCACCUUACACAGGUGAAACUUCUGGUAGUAAUCCAAGGUUGAAAAAAUUCAGUGAUGAUUGGCAAAUGUAUAUUAACACCGCUGUGGCAGUCUCCAUUUUAAUCUGUAGUACUUUCUUACAGAAUUUGAGGGCCAGACAUGAUGACUUCAUUGGCAGAUUUUUGAUUCGUAUCUUUGACAUGGAUGAAAAAAUUGACUAUCAUAUAAGAAAGCACUUUAAUGACUUUAAUACACCUCAUCCAAUUGUAACAGUCAAGUCCCAUAAGAGAUCAACUGCAAGAAAGAUGAUUGAUUGGUAUGCUGAUAUUAUUGGCACUGGUGUUGGUGUUGCCAUUGGUGUAGGUGUUUUUGCCGCCUGGAUUGGUAUUGGUGCGCCAUUGAAGUGGAACGAUAAUUGGUGGUUGAUUAUUGGUACAUACACAGGUUUAGUUGGGUUUUUAGACGGGUUCGUUUUAAGAGAAGUCUAUUUUAGAAUUGUUUCACACGAGGAGGAAAACUACUCUGAAGUGGCGAGGGAAGAUCUUGAAUUGUUUGAAGAAUUGGGACUCGAGUGUCCGGAAGAGUUUACUGGUAAGGCUCCUGAGAGGAACUCCCUUAGCUACAGAAUUUCUCAAUAUAUUAAUAAGAUCUGUUCAAACCAAUGGAGUGUGCUUGUAUCUGUCUUGAUUAUCAUCGGUUUGAUUUGCGUUGCGUCUGGUCUUCGCUGGAGUACCACCGGUCAAUUAAUUGCUAACACGCCAACUAUGAUUAUUGAAGAAUUCUUCUUGCUUGUCCUAUUACAAGCACAUAACUGGGCAGACCGUCAAAGAAGAGUGGAGGUAUCUGCUUUGUUCGCACGUAGACGUAUUCUUCUAGCAUACGUGCAGAAACGUUUUCCAUCGGUUUGGCCUUAA